This is a messenger RNA of Phlebotomus argentipes, 2059 nucleotides long. RefSeq names its product RNA/RNP complex-1-interacting phosphatase. Bases 177 to 1049 code for a protein of 290 amino acids. Gene Ontology annotation, biological process: protein dephosphorylation. The record is from RefSeq and is a predicted model, not a curated record. NCBI's taxonomy places the organism in Eukaryota, Metazoa, Arthropoda, Insecta, Diptera, Psychodidae. The transcript has 9 exons. Gene Ontology annotation, molecular function: protein tyrosine/serine/threonine phosphatase activity; polynucleotide 5'-phosphatase activity.
UGUGGGAUUUUUGGUUGUUGUGAAAAUGAAGUGCAAACCAUCAGUGAAGACUUUCGUUGAAAAUACACCAAAUUUACUAUUGUAUCGUCAUUUUUACGAAUAAGCAAUAAGCGGAAAGGACUAAAGUACCUAUAUAGUGUGUAAACCGUGCAUGAAAAGGAAUAUUACGUGGAAAAAUGGGAAAAGGUAGCAAAAUACCAGACAGGUGGUUGGAUUAUUCCAACGUGGGUCGCCCAAUUGAAGGAACACAGUUGAUAGCUUUCAAAACACCUCUGAUGCAGACCUAUAACGCCAAAUUAACAGAAUCAACCAUAUUUACUCCCGAUAAUCUUGUGGAAUUGAUCCCAAAUCUUGGUUUAAUCAUUGAUCUGACUGCCAGUUAUAGAUACUACGAUCCAAAAAAGGACCUCACUGCAGAUGUUGAACAUGUUAAGCUGAUAACUCAGGGACAUGUUGUUCCAGAAGAGCGCAACGUGAGCAAGUUCAAGAAAAUUAUAUCAGAUUUUGUGGCGGACGAUAAAAAUGCAUCUCUGUUGGUGGGCGUUCAUUGUACGCACGGAGUUAAUCGGACGGGGUAUAUGAUAUGCAGAUACCUAAUGGAUUGCCUGAACUUGCAAGCAGAAGAUGCCAUAAAGAGAGUUGAAGAGGCUCGUGGUCAUUCAAUUGAAAGGAAAAAUUAUACGGCGCGAUUGCGUUCUUUGAAUUCUCAGGAUGCACAGGAAAUUGACUAUGCAAGGAAUUCAUGGAGGAAUCGCGAUUCUUCGCUCUCGACGAGAUAUUCCGACUGGAGAACUCCAUCAAGCGGUGCUGUGUCUAGAUCCUAUCGUGAACGUGAGUACAUCACGCGCAGAGAUUACGAUAGAAUCAGUGUCAUCAGGAGCACUUCAUGGAAUCAACCAAACAUGUCUUGGAGAAAUCCUAAUGUCUAUGGUUUCAGAGAUCAAAGCUCACGGUAUUCAACUGAGAGGCCGUCUUAUAGCAGUAGUUCAAGGUACAAUGAUUAUUUGCUGCGCAAUGAUCAUCCUGACUAUUCGAGGAAUAGAAGAUAGUGACUACUAGAUAAUGCUUAUAGUGCAAAUGAGAUGGUGUCUCGUAUAAUGCGAGUGAAAUAGGGCAGCGCAGCAGAAGAAAGCCCUGUCUCGAUAUCGCCCAUGUCUAAGUAUCAAAACACGAGAAAACAAAAAGGCAUUAGAUCGGAACUUUGUGAUAAAGAUCAUGAGAUUUUCAAUAAAUUAGAUGGGCAUAUGCCCAAGUUGUUGAAUACAUGAGACUCGAGCCACCUGUUUCCCACGAAAAUAUUUUAAGGAUCCCCAAAGCCAUUUGUGCUGAUUUAUGAUCAAAUUAUUUCAUAUUUGGAGCUCUCGCCGGGCCUUCGUUUCACGACGAAGUGGAAUGUUUUUAAAUAAAGUGGACAGCAAUUAUAGUUGAGUAAUUCAUCAAAAGAUAUUUAAGUAGACAUUUUUUUAUAAUACAUAUUUAUUUCGAGCCAUGAGCUGUGAUGUUUUCUACAGAAAGGUUUAUUCAUUGCUAAUGAUCUGUUUCUAAUUAGGUAUUGCUAAUACUGUAUUGAUAAGCUAAGAGAUGACAAACUAAUCACUAAUUUCACACACUUUCUAAGAAACUCUAAUUAGCCAACAAUCUGAUGAUUUACCCUCUCAUUAAGUGAUAUGAGUAAUACCGAAAUCACACAGAAAUUUUCUUUAUCAAUAUAGAUCAAUAUAUAUUGGCCUGAUUUGUGACGUAUUGCAAAUAUUUUCUAUAUCAUAAUUUAUCGCGAAAAAUUGCGUUCUUGACAUCGGAAGUUCAUUGAACUUUGUUGAUAGAAGUUUAACAUUCUAAAUAUGCUAAGCAGUUUGCCUUUAAUAGUGUUAUCUUCCCGCAUGCCAUUGAGCGACAUUUACCUUAUGUUUCCAGUUGCAUGAAUUCUCAGAAUUGCCUCUGGUAUUCGCCGACGUGAUAAAUAGCGACCCUAUAUGUUAUGUUUUAAUUUAAUAAGGCAGAAGACUUCACAAAGGGAUGUUUCACCAAAUUCACGCCAAGCAUAAAAUAAGUGAAGGAA